UCCAUAUUGAGAAUCUUUUAAUGGAUCCAAACAACCCAAAUUUCCGUCAACAAUUUUCUGGUUUUAGUGAUGAUUUCCUAACUAAUCCCGAGUUUCAAUUGUUCUUGCAAAGAAUGGGCAAUACGUCUUUGCAACCACCUCCACAGUAUCAGACACCUACUCAGUUUCCCCUACGAAACCAUGUUAAUGAAGAAUGUACACCUGAAAUUGAACAUGAUAGCAACACACAAUUCGAUGAGAGCGAAGAAGACAACGUACCAGAGACGCCGCAAUAUCCUCCACCAGUUCCCGAACUGAAAUCCAACCAGGUUGUUGCACGAGCGACUCGAAUUUGGUCAGUUGCGGAAGAUGAGGACAUACUGCGGGACAUAAUGAAAACAUGUAUCAUUAUGCACAACAUGAUUGUUGAAGAUGAGCGCCACAACUACACUCGAGCCGAAGUUCUAAGAGCCUUCUACGAAGAAGAUCAACAAGAAUCAACACCAGCAUCAACAUCUACAACGCCACCGUUUGAAUUCAACGUAGGCCGACCUACCAACUUUGAUUUCAACGCAUUUCUACAGCGAAAAGCUUCCCUCCGUGACAGAGAAAUUCAUCUAUCUCUGAAACGUGAUUUAGUCGAACAUAUUUGGCAACACUACGGGCCACGUAAUUAGGGAGAAAUUAGCACGACUUAAAUAAAGCCAAGUACUAUGGCGUAGCUACUUUUACUUGUUGUGUUUAUUUUAUUUCCUAAGUUUAAUUACGCAUGACGUUGCAAAUGUAAUUGGUUUCUAGUAUUGUACCGCUUUUAAAAUAAAUAAAAACAUUUAAGAAAUUUUGAGCUUUUUUAAAUUUUUUUUUUAUAUAACGUACUUAAUUUUACGACAAAUUUUAACGAUAAAAAGGACAAAAAUAAAAAAAAUAAGUUACACAAAUUUUAACUAGUUUUUAUUUAUUUGGAGUAACAUUGUUAAAAUA
Messenger RNA from Chenopodium quinoa (quinoa), 960 nucleotides. RefSeq lists its product as uncharacterized. Bases 21 to 656 code for a protein of 211 amino acids. The record is from RefSeq and is a predicted model, not a curated record. NCBI's taxonomy places the organism in Eukaryota, Viridiplantae, Streptophyta, Magnoliopsida, Caryophyllales, Amaranthaceae. The transcript is spliced from 2 exons.